Messenger RNA from Diversispora eburnea, 222 nucleotides. NCBI's taxonomy places the organism in Eukaryota, Fungi, Glomeromycota, Glomeromycetes, Diversisporales, Diversisporaceae. The record is from the annotation of a GenBank genome assembly.
AUGUCUAAUACACAAUCUUCCCUUUUACUUCAAAAACAACUUAAAGAAUUAUCAAAACAUCCUGUAGAAGGAUUUUCGGCAGGUCUUGUUGAUAAUGAUAACAUUUAUGAGGGUGGUUUCUUUAAAGCUAGGAUGACAUUUCCAAAGGAAUAUCCAUUGUUGCCUCCAAAAUUAAGGUUUGUCUCUGAAAUGUGGCAUCCAAACGGUAAUAAAGUUAUUUAA